AUUAGCAAGUUUCAUUUUCCUGAGAUGAUAGAAAGUGACAUUACAUCCAGGAUGUCAGGAAUCAUUAGAAAUUCAGGGCAAAAUCAUCAUCCCUUGCCACAGGAAUACAGACUCCUGGCUUCUGUCCCAUCCCAGCUGAGUGAAGAGGACCUUCCAAGUGACUUGCAGUCCUUGUCAUGGCUGACCUCAGUUGAUGUCCCUCGCUUACAGCAGAUGGCUAGUGGAAGAAUGGACUUCAGCAUCAGCUCUCAGGAUUCGAUGCUGCUGCAGACAGGUCCUGUGCCAGGCAAUUUGCAUUCAACGGGUGCUCCUGGAGCAAUGAUUGAGGUGCAAGCCAGUCUGCCACAGGGAAUUCUGGGGCUGAAUACAAUUACGUCGCACGGAGCAAAUAUGAGCCAGUACCCCGUUGGAGGGCAGCCAUCUCCUAGUUUACAGUCCCAGCAUCCGCUUUUCCCAGUUCCUCAUUCACAGCAAGUGUUUGCCAUCACACAGACUGCACAGCAGUGUAACCCAGCUGCAUUAUACAGUGCAUCCUAUGGACCCCAGCCUCACUACUCUCAGCCUCGCCUUGCUCCUCUCACUGCUCAGGAAGUCCAUCCAAAACAUUAUCCCAAGCCAAUCUACUCCUACAGCUGCUUGAUUGCAAUGGCAUUGAAGAACAGCAAAACGGGCAGUCUUCCCGUGAGUGAGAUCUACAGCUUCAUGAAGGAGCAUUUCCCCUACUUCAAGACCGCGCCCGAUGGUUGGAAGAACUCUGUGCGCCAUAACCUCUCCCUCAACAAGUGCUUUGAGAAGGUGGAGAAUAAAAUGAGUGGCACCUCCCGCAAAGGCUGCCUAUGGGCCCUCAAUCCUGCCAAGAUUGACAAAAUGGAAGAAGAGAUGCAGAAAUGGAAGAGGAAGGACUUGGCUGCUAUUCACAGGAGCAUGGCCAAUCCAGAUGAAUUAGAUAAACUAAUCACUGACAGACCAGAGAACUGCAGGCGGCCUCGGAAGCAGGCAGAACCUGAAGGGUCCACACGGACCCAUGUGGCAGCAGCCCAUGGCCGAAUCUCCAUCUCCAAGAUGCAGCCGCCUCCCAUGACGCUCUCUCUACAGUCCAUACCGUUGCAUCAUCAGAUCCAGAGCCAGGCUCGCAGCGCCCAGACUCCUCCUCUCCACCCUCUGCCUGACAUGAGCCAGAGUCCCCUGCCUCACCACCCAAUGAGCCGCGCACCCGCAGACUUUCUGAACGUGACUGCAGAUAUGAACGCCGAAGUGGAUGCACUGGAUCCAAGCAUCAUGGACUUUGCAUUACAAGGAAAUCUGUGGGAAGAAAUGAAAGACGACAGCUUCAAUCUAGAUACUUUAGGUGCCUUCAGCAACUCCCCUCUGCAGCUCUCAGACUGCGAGCUGGGCACGGCUGGCCUCACCCCCGUCUCAAAUGGUAGCGACUAUUCCUUCUCAGACUUGCAGGUCACAGGUCUCUACACUACUUAUGCCACGAUGGAUAAUGUAGCCUCAGCCCAGUACAUGAGUGGUCAAGGCAACAAGCCCAUUGCUCUGCUUUAAGGGUCACACCUUGGAGGAACUAAAGAACUGGUCAUAGGCCUAUUCCCUUUGAGACCUUAGGAUGUGAUCUGAAAGCUGGGAAGCAGCUCCUUCUGCAGACCCCUGCAUCAUGCAAGGUACUUACUAGAACUCCCACUGUGAUGCUAAAAUGUAUCAAGCCAGUGCUAGUCCAGCCUGUGAACACGCCUCCUCUUCCAUCUUCACCACGACCAAAAAAGGAUUUGGGCUGUUAGGAAAACAAUGGGGGAACUGGCAAAACAGAGCCCUGGGAUGCAUGUUAGGAAAACCUUUAGUAAACUAGUUCACGCACACUAGAAUCAUUGUCAUCAGAUC
Molecule: messenger RNA, 1881 nt
Organism: Pelodiscus sinensis (Chinese soft-shelled turtle)
Lineage: Eukaryota; Metazoa; Chordata; Testudines; Trionychidae
Source: RefSeq, a predicted model, not a curated record